This is a messenger RNA of Capsella rubella, 1228 nucleotides long. RefSeq lists its product as uncharacterized. The record is from RefSeq and is a predicted model, not a curated record. The transcript has 3 exons. Bases 154 to 1131 code for a protein of 325 amino acids. Lineage: Eukaryota; Viridiplantae; Streptophyta; Magnoliopsida; Brassicales; Brassicaceae.
UUCCGAGAAACACAUGAUUGGAUUCUAAAUUCACAUUCACAUAAUAAAUAGCUUAAUUUUGUUGUGUACAGAAUCAAGAGAGAGAGAGAAAAAAAAUUGUCACAAAGAAGAGGUGAGUCUCCUAACUCCUAAUAAUCCGAUAAAACCAAAAACAUGCGAAAUAACUUCUCCGGCAGUCUCGCCGUUGCCGUUGCUCUCCUCUUUAUAGGCGUCCUAUAUAUCUUCAAUCUUCAAAACUAUGCCAACACUCUGAGAAGCACCGAGUAUCCGGUGGAUGAUCUAGAGGCUGCCCUGCGUAAGGCGGCGGCAGGAAACAACAAGACGGUGAUAAUAACGAUGGUGAACAAAGCGUACGUGGAGGACGUCGGGAGAGGUAGGACGAUGCUGGAUCUGUUUCUGGAGAGUUUUUGGGAAGGACAAGGGACUCGACCGCUUUUAGACCAUCUGAUGGUGGUGACAGCGGACCAAACGGCAUAUGAUCGCUGCCGUUUCAAGAGGCUUCACUGCUAUAAGAUGGAGACCGAUGGGCUUGACUUAGAGGAAGAGAAAAUAUUCAUGUCAAAGGGUUUCAUUGAGAUGAUGUGGCAGAGAACUCGCUUGCUUCUAGACGUUCUUCGCCGUGGCUACCAUGUUAUUUUCACGGACACGGACGUGAUGUGGUUAAGGAACCCUUUGUCGCAGCUAAACGUGAGCUUGGAUAUGCAAAUAAGCGUGGACAGUACUUUCAGGGGAGGACACCUAAUCAACACGGGAUUCUACCAUGUCCGGUCCAACAACAAGACCAUCUCCCUCUUCCGACAAUGGUACGACAUGAGACUCAACUCCACGGGGAUGAAGGAACAAGAUGUCCUCAAGAAUCUCCUAGACUCCGGUUACUUCGACCAGCUAGGGCUCAGUGUUGGCCUCCUUAACACCAACGAGUUCAGCGGUUUCUGCCAAGACAGCUCUGACAUGGGUGCUGUGACCACCGUCCAUGCCAACUGUUGCCGCCACAUCUCUGCCAAGGUUUUUGACCUCACUCGUGUUCUUCGUGAUUGGAAACGUUACAAAGCCUCCCAUGUCAACAGCAAAUGGAGUCCCCAUGUUAUGUGCGGGCGUUCAUGGAAUGACACCUAUAUCCCAAAUCUUUGAGUCUCUUAACCCUCUUCGUUUAUUAUAUACUUUAUUAUACACAAAUUAAUGAGAUUGCUGUAUUAAACUACCAUUUAGUGUAACUUUCAACCUUAGA